Petromyzon marinus (sea lamprey) is the source of this 3210-nucleotide messenger RNA. The record is from RefSeq and is a predicted model, not a curated record. NCBI's taxonomy places the organism in Eukaryota, Metazoa, Chordata, Hyperoartia, Petromyzontiformes, Petromyzontidae.
CACCACCAUCAAACAGACACAACACCUACAACAUGGACAGACAACUUAAGUGGGCUGAUAUCUUGGAGCACUAUGAGAUCCGGAAGUCGCAGCUCCAAACGACCACGUGGGGGGACAUUAUGGACAGAGUUGACCCUUUCCCGAACCAAGGUGACAAGAAUUGCGACCAAAAGGUGUGUAUGUGGUCGGUGAGGGUCAAGGACACCGUCUGUACACGAUAGCACACCAUGCCACCACACGAUAAACUACAACAUGACUACACAUCACAUCACCAAACCAUCUCUCCACACCACCUUUCCCAUCAUACCACCCCAUCAUCCAGUCAAUAACCCAUCACAGAACCUCACCAUGUGUCUACACCAUCACACGACACGAUCUCUCCAUAACAUUCCAACACAUCACAUCUAAAUACCACCACAUCAUCUCCCGACAUCACCCCAUCUUGCCACCAUGUCACGCCAUAUCCCACUCGUGCAUGCACAUAAAUUGGCCUUUUUUUCAGGCAGUGACGCGACCUCUGUCUGUGAGCUCAUUGGAAGGUGCUAUUCCAGUUGCCCACGAUGAGCGCUGCUGUUAGAUUUUUCCAGAUUAUGGGCAGCUAGAUCCUUACAAUGGAACAUUCUGUGGCACCUAUUGCCCGUGAUGAAUGUUAAUAACAAUCGCCAUUAAAUUAUCGCAGUUGAUCAAGGCCUCAAUGGGGUUCAUGAGGUCUGUGGGGUCGAUAGGUGUCUGUGGGAAUAUAUGAGGGUGUAACAUGUAUCAUUAGUUUGUAGGGUUUAGGCGAAUUAGUGGUUAGGGAUACAUUAAUGCUGUGUUCAAAAGUACUGAUUGGUAAAGGUUUGUUUUAACAUCGGGUGAUUGUGUAUAUGUAUGUGUGUGCUCAGCAUAUUUGGAUGAGUCAAUAUACAUGUUUGCCUCCAUGCAUAGGUGUGUGAGUAUGCAUUUGUGUAUGGGUGGAAAUGCAUGUUUGCGUGCGUGUGGGUAUUAUUUUGUGCAUGUGUGUGCAUGUUUGAAUGUUCCUGUGCUUAUCGUUGCGCAUAUGCACGAAUAGAAGCAGCUCAAGUGUAGGCGCCCCAAGAACCAGAGGAGCAUUCGGGAGAUGAAUAACCUCGGCGAGGUGAAGCCUCUCGAGGAGGAGAAGCGCUUCACCAAAUUGAAGCACCACUGCCUCCGGACCACGGCCACCAGCACCACCACCAGCACCACCACCAGCACCACCGCCAGCACCACCACCAGCACCACCGCCAGCACCACCACCAGCACCACCACCAGCACCACCACCAGCACCACCGCCACCUCCUCCGCUACCGCUACAACCACCACUACCACUCCUAUACAGGGCCCAAUCACACUGCACAUUGGAGAAGAUGUCUUUAGAGAAGGAGCCGCUGAGCCAGGAGCGGAGUCAGCGCAGCAAUCCUCGCAGGCCGUUGAAGAGAAGAGAGAGGUUGUGGAGAAGAAGAUGAAAGAGGAAGUGAAGGAGGAGGUGAAAGAGGAAAUGGAGAAGGUGGAGAGGGAGUUGGAGAAGACAAAUGAGGAGAUAGCGGUGGAGGACGAAGAGGACGACAAGGAGAUGGAGGAGAAGAUGGCUGUGGAGGAGGAAAAGGAGAAGAUGGUGGUGGUGGUGGAAGAGAUGGUGAUGCAGGAGGUCGAAAAGACGGAGAAAGAGAAGACGGAGGAGACAGAGGAGGCGACGGGGAAGGAGACAGAGGAGGAGACAGAGGAGGAGACAGAGUGGCAGGAGGCGGUGGUAGUGCAGGAACGAAAGGGCCUGGCUCGUGUGGCGAACGCGAUCCGUGCGCUCUUCCGCAGCAUGAUGCUGUUUGGUUGCGGCCGGUCGACCGCACAGUUGGGGUGAUGGAGGUGCCACUGGGACCGCAGCCGGGGAAGGAAACUGAGCAGCAGAUGCCAGGACUGUACUGGACACUGACUGCUGCCAACAGACUAACUCUGUUAAGAGUUAGCAUCAAUCCAAUGCAUUAUGUAAUAAUUAUCAUUGUUGUUUUUAUUAUAAACUUUAUGACAUAAACCUAUGAGGAAACAAUGUAACUUUGCAUUGCUUGUGAGCGCUGCCUGGGUUGGUUCAAUGUGCCUUGGCUCGUGUGCAGUGUCCCGGCUGUGUGUGCGGCAGUACAAUGACAACUAUGUCAUGAGAGAAGUUUCAGGCAAUGGCCCUUCUUCAGAACGUGUACAAGCAGUGGUGGGAAAAGAUCAUCAGGCGAUUCGUCUGACACAUCCACCCCUUCACUGCCCCACUGCCCCUCUGCCAAGCUGCUUCCGCUGUCCUGCUGCCCCUCUGCCCACUGCCCCAUUGCCUCACUGCCCCUCUGCUCCGCUGCCCCACUGCUUUGAUGCCACUCUGCCCUAAUGCCCCGCUGUUCCAUUGCUCCACUUUCCCACUGCCAUCACAUCCAUCACGAAGCAGCGAGACGUCCAUACCACCUCAUUAAAUAUUACCCUGAUGUGCACGCAGAGAGAGAGACCCUCGUUUAGCAUUGCAUACUGGAGGGGGCUGCUGUGAUGCAAUGGCUCGUAAACUUCACUGGCAAUAGAGAGAUUGCUGGUUCCACCUUCUGGCACAGCAGUUGAAACAAAUGGUCGAGUAUCUGAAGUUCCCCUGCCUCUGUCCGCCAAACAGUACAACUGGGUACACCAAAAUCGAGUGGCAAGUUGCGUGUGGUGGGUAAAAGUGUGGGUACUCCUUCCUCUUCAAAAUCAUCUGACGAGUAUGGAAGAAUAGACCAAAAUAUCGUUCAAACGCCUUUCUAGAGGUCUCUCUUGUGGAAAUUCUUCCUGCCAGCAGAGGCAUGAGAAAGCAAUUGCAGGACUGCUCCACAAUACCAAUUGUGUUGGCAAAGUAUUCCAAUAAUGCUGCGUUCUAAACAGGCUGCAUAUGUAUUUAACAUGGGGGGAGGUGUUGAUUGUCUAGAGAUGGUCCAGUGGCUCAGAGGUCAGAGCACUAAAAUGGGGUUGAAUCCAGGCAUUCACCUACGAUUAAAGCAGGUUCUCAAGUCUGGUGAAUUAAUGGUCUCAGCGCGGUUGCCAUUGACUGCACAUUAUAAACCAUCACAUUACUGCUUGGGUGAGUGGGAAAUUGAGUAAGUGGGUGGGUAGGUGGUGGAUGAAUGAGUGCAUCGGUGUGUGGAUAUGUGGGUGAGUGGAUGGGUAAUUGGAUCAGUUGGUGCCUGGUUGAGUGGAUGGUUGGUGGUU